Molecule: messenger RNA, 1356 nt
Organism: Penicillium daleae
Lineage: Eukaryota; Fungi; Ascomycota; Eurotiomycetes; Eurotiales; Aspergillaceae
Product: phosphatidylinositol-specific phospholipase C/glycerophosphodiester phosphodiesterase family protein
Exons: 2
Coding region: 1-1356 (451 amino acids)
Biological process (GO): lipid metabolic process
Molecular function (GO): phosphoric diester hydrolase activity
Source: RefSeq, a predicted model, not a curated record
AUGGCUAUUCAAGGGUCCGCCGUCUGCCAGUCCAGCCUGGAUGCUGCGUCUGAACCGGCUGGAUCGGUUUCGCAGGGGAUCUCUGAAGAGGAAGAUGUCUAUCUUUUGCAUGAUUAUGAUCCGGAGGGUCAAGGGCAGGGUCGGGAGUGUGGACAGAGUAUCUUGGAUACGAACACUCGUGAGAAACCCAGCGCCGGAUCUAGGAGGAAGAGGUCAUUGGGAUCGCGACUGUUCCCGUGGAGAUGUGCGCAUAUGCAAAGCGAGUCGAAGCCCUGGCCGAAGAGAGCGCUCUUUUGUCGGGUUGUGAAACGGCCGUUUUGGAUUCUGGUUGCUAUUUUCGGCCUCGUGAGCAUCAUCUCCUUUGCAUGGGACAGUAUUCUCUCCGUCCUCGCCGACAGCCGCGACGCAGGCAUCUUCCCCGGCCAACGGCCCUCGCUCUUCUCAGACUGGCUCACGCACGGUGUAGUCCCUAUCGCCUGUCACUCACACAACGACUAUUGGCGGCGGGUUCCGCUAUUCUCUGCUCUAGCAGUAGGCUGCACCAGCGUGGAAGCCGAUAUCUGGCUAGACGGUGACGAGUUACGAGUCGGACACACGAUGCGCACUGUACUCCCGAAUCAGUCACUGCGCAGUCUAUACAUCGACCCGCUCCUCGAUAUUCUGGAGCAGCAUAAUCCUGCCAGCAAUAUCUCAAUAUCAGAGACAGAAUCAUCAAUUGAAAUAAAAGAUAUCGCUCCGGUCGGCAUCUUCGUCACAGAACCCAAUCAAACCCUGGUCCUACUCAUCGACUUUAAAUCAUCCCCCGAACUCCUCUGGCCCAUCCUCAUGAACCACCUCGAACCUCUCCGCCGAAAGGGCUAUCUCACACACUUCGACGGGUCAACCCUCAUCCAACGCCCAAUCACGGUCGUAGCAACAGGCAGUGCACCCUUCCACCUUAUCCAAGCGAGCACCACAUACCGUGACAUCUUCUACGAUGCACCCCUCGACAAACUCGCCCCAAGCCCUUCAGAAGUCGAAUUCCAAUCAAACACAGAUUCCGACUCUACCUCUGAAUUCGACUCGCCAUACACAAAAUACAACAGCUACUACGCCUCCGUCGAUUUCCACGCCAGCAUCGGCUCCCUCCCGCUAGGUCGCCUAUCACAGGACCAAAUAGCUAAAGUGCGGGCUCAGAUUGCGGCUGCGCAUGACCGGGGUCUCAAAGUGAGGUAUUGGGGGACACCUGGGUGGCCGGUCGGAUUAAGGAAUUCUGUGUGGAAGGUGUUAGUAAGAGAGGGUGUUGAUAUGUUGAAUGUGGAUAAUUUGAGGGCGGCGAGUAGAGUGGAUUGGAGCGUGAAGGGGUGGUGGGGGUGA